UGCACAAACCCCACCCCUCCGUAGCGACUGUAGGCAGACUGAGAGCGGUCAGAGUGGCUGGCCAGCACACACCACCGGGGAAGGAGGAACACCACAUAAGUAACGCUAUGGCCUAUAUAACGUUGUGCUUCUCGGUUAUCGACAACAACAACAACAACAAACGCCACCGUUCACGCCAAUGAACUUUCGUCGCGCCUUGGACCCAGAAGAAUAAGUUGUAUCAUAAGUUUCAUUCUGGAAAGUAUCCUGAACAAGUGUUGGAUUUCUCCUUCCUGCCUGCGGCCAAAUCUCGGAAUAGUUACGAUGUCCGCACUGGUAUUGUAUCGCUCUCUCUAAACGUGUAUCUUCGUUAUGCGUAUUAUUGUGAGGUGUUGGAUGCUGCGGACGAUCACAUAAUGGAUACGGGUGAACGUGUUGAGAGGAUGCGACCAGACGAGCCGACCCUGUUGUCCGAGGUGCUGUAGUGCUUCACGGGGGAAUUGGCGAGGUCCGAAGGCUUGUCGUGGAACCUCGGCUUCGUAGAGCUUGAAUGCCUCCUUUCCUGCUAUUCUUCUCCACUUCUUGGCACUUCCUGUGCUGCUCAGUGCACUUAAUGGCUAAAAAUACAGACCGUUCAACCACCACGGACAGCUAAAUGCACUUGAAACAAUACGGUUGGAUUGAUAGUGUGAACGUUUCCCAGUGGAGGUUGUCAUUUAGCUGGAGGUGAUAUAUUGGUCCCCUCCAUUCAAAUGAAGGAAUAAGUGGAGCUUAUCUAUUGACGGUAAGGUGACUAUGUAGGCUGCAUAUUGUGUUCAAACUAUACAUUGGGGAAGUCCCCAUCCCAUUAGUUUGAAGAGAGAGGAAUUCAAUGGGGACAUUUAGCUCUUAAACCCCCUUGGCAGAAUCCUUAACAUUAAUUGUUUUGUGGGACGAUGGCUAAUUUAGACAGACACUCAGGCUGUCAACGUUGGCCCGAGUGAAAGACGCUUGCUAUUGUCUUAUUCCAUGAUCCCUCUGUAGCCUACUACUCUGGCAGGGUAUUCAAAAGCAGUCCGCUGGUCCCUGAUGAACCGACAAGAAAGUCGGGAACCGGAGUGCGGCGCCACACAGAGUACUCUUUUGUACUUUAUCUUCGACGCCCCGGGCCACAGAGUCAGACCCAGUCAAAACAUCUGGCGGAGGGCCUCAUGGAGCCGCUGAAGAGCAUGUUCACGCUGUCCAACUGGAAGAACCUGGACCAGUCGCAGAAGGGCAACUUCUCCAACCCGGUGUGGACGGCCCUGUUCGACUACGAGGCGUCCUGCAAGGAUGAGCUCACCCUGCGCAAGGGCGACCUGGUGGAGGUGCUGUCGCUGGACUCUGAGAUCUCCGGCGACGAGGGCUGGUGGGCGGGCAAGGUCAACAACAAGGUGGGCAUCUUCCCGUCCAACUACGGCUCCUUCAAGCCCAACGGCUGCGGCUUCGGCGCCCUGCCGGCGGGCGGCGUGGUGGUGGGGGAGCUGGCGCCGGCCGUGGUGGGCGCCUUCGAGCCCAAGGCGGUGGACUUCCGGGAGCUGACGCUGAAGGAGGUGAUCGGGGUGGGGGGCUUCGGGAAGGUGUACCGGGGCAUGUGGCGCGGCGAGCUGGUGGCGGUGAAGGCCGCGAGGCAGGACCCCGACGAGGACAUCAGCGUGACGGCGCAGAACGUGUGCCAGGAGGCGCGUCUGUUCGCCAUGUUCACGCACCCCAACAUCAUCGCGCUGAAGGGCGUGUGCCUGCGCGAGCCCAACCUGUGCCUCAUCAUGGAGUACGCGUCCGGGGGCCCGCUGAGCCGCGCGCUGGCCGGGCGCCGCAUCCCGCCGCUGGUGCUGGUGAACUGGGCGGUGCAGAUCGCCCGCGGCAUGCUGUACCUGCACAACGACGCCAUCGUGCCCGUCAUCCACCGCGACCUCAAGUCCAACAACAUCCUGCUGGCCCAGCCCAUCGAGGACGAGUGCAUGGAGGGGCUGACGCUGAAGAUCACGGACUUCGGCCUGGCCAGGGAGUGGCACAAGACCACCAAGAUGAGCACCGCUGGCACCUACGCCUGGAUGGCCCCCGAGGUCAUCAAGGCCUCCACCUUCUCCAAGGGCAGCGACGUCUGGAGCUACGGCGUCCUGCUGUGGGAACUGCUGACGGGCGAGGUGCCCUACCGGGGGAUCGACGGGCUUGCGGUGGCCUACGGCGUGGCGGUCAACAAGCUGACCCUCCCCAUCCCCUCCACCUGCCCCGAGCCCUUCGCCCAGCUCAUGUCAGAGUGCUGGGACCAGGACCCCCACCGCAGGCCCAGCUUCGGCUCCAUCCUGGCCCAGCUGCUGGCGCUGGAGCGCCAGGUGCAGGAGGACAUGCCCCAAGACUCCUUCCACUCGCUGCAGGACAACUGGAAGCUGGAGAUCCAGGACAUGUUCGACGAGCUGCGGGCCAAGGAGAAGGAGCUGCGAUGCCGCGAGGAGGAGCUGAAGCGCGCGGCGCUGGAGCAGAAGUCCCACGAGGAGUUCCUACGGCAGCGGGAGCAGCAGCUGGCCCAGUGGGAGCAGGACGUGUUCGAGCGGGAGCUCAGCCUCCUCAUCCUGCACAUGAACCAGGAGCAGGAGAAGCCCAACGUCAAGAAGAGGAAGGGCACCUUCAAGAAGCACAAGCUCAAGUCCAAGAACGGGGAGAAGAUCAGCAUGCCCCAAGACUUCAUCCAUAAGAUCACGGUGCAGGCGUCUCCAGGUCUGGAGAAAAGGCGGAACUCUCCAGACUUAGUAGGCUCCUCCCCCUCCUUCGGACCGCGCUUCAGAGCCAUCCAGCUCAGUCCAAGUGACAACAGCCGGGCGUUCGGUCUGAGCCCCUCUUGGCCCCUGGACAGCCCCUCCCUGAAGCAGGCCAACGGGGAGCUGAGGCCGGGCCCUCACUGGAGGCCCCAGAGCCCCAAGAGCCCCAAGAGCCCCAAGGUCCUGAGGUUGAGUCCCCAGGAGAGCAGUCUGUCCAUGAGGGCUAAGCUCCUGGACGUGGACAGCAACGAGAACGGUGGCGACUCCCGCAGUGACUUCGAGGAGUACCACCCCUGCACGCACACGUCCCCCCCUCUGCCUCCUCUUCCUCCCCAGAACGGCGCCGCGCUGAAGGAAGGCCUGCGGCUGCCGCUGCCUCAGGGUGACUCCCUCCGGGUGCCCGACCCCCCGUCCACGGAGGAGGGCAGGGGGCCGUCCCCGGCCGGCUCCCCCAGACCGGAGCGGGGCCCGCUGGGCGGUCUGUUCCAGAGCACCCACCAGGCGCUGCUGGGCGGAGGCACCCUGCUGGCCUCCGUCGCCCUGGGGCGCCGCCUGGACGUCCUCCCCAGGGUGCCUCCGCGGACUAACCCCCCCACCAGCCCCUCGUCGGACCCACACCACCCGCUCCACCACCUGCACCACAACCUGCAGCGGGCGGCCUCGGAGCCCGAGCCGUCGGCCCCGCCCCCUCUGCCGUCGCCCCCGGACGCGGCGGUGGUGGACGACCUCAUCACCUUCUCCUCCUCCUCCUCCCUGCCCCUCCCCCGGGCGCUGUUGGACUCUGUAGCCCCGCCUCCUCCGACCACGCCGCCGCCGCCGCCUCAGCCGAUGGCGCUGACGCCGCCGCCGCCCAACCCGCGGGAGAGGAGCGGGCCCAGGGCCUCUCUCCUGCCGCCGCCGCACAGCCCCCUGGCCCCUCGGACCCCCCCACCGCCGCUGCCGGGCGGGGCCAGUCCCGGGGAGCCCGCGCCGGGGGCCGGGGCCCCGUGGGGGGCCAACGGAGAGGGCGGCAGUGAGGGGCCCUCCCCCUGGGAGCACCAGCACCCCCGUCCCCUGCCCCACCCCCACCCAGCUGCGGACCGGAGGAGGAGGGCCUCGGGCCAGGGGCUGCACCCCUCCCAGCUCGUGCUGGACCUGCCUAUGUGCCAGGACUCCCGGGACAUGGAGGACAAGCCGACGGCCACGCCCUCCCUGCUCCCCAACCCCCGCCUCUGGAGCCCCAAGACCCGCCGCCUGGAGGUCAACGUCAUCCCCCGGCCCCGCCCCUCGCCCAUGCGGCCGCGCAUCGACCCCUGGAGCUUCGUCUCGGCCGGCGGGGCCGGAGGGGCCCCCGGGGGGGGUCACGCCCCCGCCCGGCGCUCGGAGAGCCAGCCGCUGGGCUACCACCAUCCCUCGUCCACCAACCCCUUCGCCGGCUGCCACCCCUUCCCCUCCCCGGACUGCGACCCCUUCGCCCUGCGGGGGGCCCCCGACCCCCAAGACAUCGAAGGCCCCAACGGCGGCUUCGGCGGCUCCGCCUUCGACCCCUUCUCGCCGCCCUUCCCCACCACCUCGCGCUCGGCACCGUGCUCCGCCAACGGCUCGCCCACGCUGCCCACCGCCCGCCUGGCCGCCCCGUUCCACGCCACCGCCGACUCGGCCGCGCUCAUCGACCUGGGCGGCUGGGCGGCGUACGGCGGCCGGCCCCUGGACGGGGCCCGGGAGAGGGCGCGGCCGCGUCGGACCAUGGGGCUCAAACCCUUCAAGUCCCCCUCCCAGCUCAGGGACGACCGCUUCUAGAGGCGGAGCCCGACCGGAACUGACAGGAACGGCCCCUGGCGCUCGCUCGCAGGGAAUCUGAAGACAAACUGACGUUUCUUUGGUCGUCGUCUUCGUUGCCCGGUAAGGGAGGAGUUCCAAGGCUCAGCAUUGGUUUGUUCAGCCCCUGGAAAAUCCUACUCUCCUCAGGCUCGUACACUGAGAGAGAGAGAGAGAGAGAGAGAGAGAGAGAGAGAGAGAGAGAGAGAGAGAGAGAGAGAGAGAGAGAGA
This is a messenger RNA of Gadus chalcogrammus (walleye pollock), 4784 nucleotides long. RefSeq names its product mitogen-activated protein kinase kinase kinase 11. Gene Ontology annotation, biological process: microtubule-based process; positive regulation of apoptotic process; protein phosphorylation. The record is from RefSeq and is a predicted model, not a curated record. Gene Ontology annotation, cellular component: centrosome. Gene Ontology annotation, molecular function: ATP binding; protein binding; JUN kinase kinase kinase activity. NCBI's taxonomy places the organism in Eukaryota, Metazoa, Chordata, Actinopteri, Gadiformes, Gadidae. The transcript is spliced from 10 exons. Bases 1170 to 4535 code for a protein of 1121 amino acids.